This is a messenger RNA of Dicentrarchus labrax (European seabass), 6176 nucleotides long. Its product is annotated as PH domain leucine-rich repeat-containing protein phosphatase 1-like. NCBI's taxonomy places the organism in Eukaryota, Metazoa, Chordata, Actinopteri, Moronidae. Gene Ontology annotation, molecular function: protein binding. The record is from RefSeq and is a predicted model, not a curated record.
GCAGCAGCUCGCGCCCACUCCCCGCGUUAGCUUCCAUGGCGACCAGCUAGAAAGAACAUUAUUCGGACCCCGCCGGUUCGCCGCCGUGAGCGAGCUAACGGGCGCACAGUGAAACGGGAUGAUGUAGCGGAACAACUCCUUCGGACGAACAGCACAACUAUACCUUUUCUUUUUUUUUUUUUUUUCUUUUUUUGCUUCUUUUUUUUAAAAAAAAAAGCAACAUGCUAAGCUAACGCAGAGCCGUUGGCUCGGGAGAAAGUAACGGCUGCGAGCUAACGCAGGCUAGCGUUCACCUGCAGGCUGUUGUUGCUGGUGUACGCCGACAGGAUGGAGAGUGUGAAGGAAAACGGGGCGCUUUCAACUUCGCCAACGCCACAGGGGAUGCUCGACUCCGGCAGCGACGGUACCUCCGUGAAGCCGAGCGGAUUAACGCCGCUCUCCGCGGGGAAGAGACCCUCCAUCGGGGAGGAUGACGGCGGCGGCGGCGGCGGCGGCGCAGAGGCGAAACUCUUCGGGAAGGGACUCGCAGCCACCUCCCUCCUCCAGAUUGCGAUCAGGAACGGGAUCUAUCAAAACCAAGUUGCCAACGCUAUCGGCGCGGCCAAAAACAUAAACAUCCCCGCCAACAUUUACAGCCUGACAUCGGCCAGCAGCACCGCUUCUGUCAACUCUUUGCUGAGCCGGAGGCGGCAGAGACACAAGCGGAAUCUGUCGCUCGGGGCUCCGCCGACCUGCGGCUCGCCCGGCGGGUCCUCCGUGGAGGCGGCCGGUCCCGCUCCCUCGGUCUCGCCGCUGAGCACCCUCAGCCUGGACAGGAGGACUUUUCUGCGGCAGAAGCAGUCAAAGCAGCUCCAGGCCUCGGAUAAGACUUGGGUGAGGUCGGACCUCCGGCGGGGAUGCAUUCACGUCCACGACUGGCUCACGCCCUCCUACCCGCGGCCGGUGCUCUGCACGGCGGACACCACUGCUAAAGAGGUAGCCGGUAAGCUGGAAGGGAGCAAAGCCGGGGCUGUGUUGAGAAUUAACUACAAAACUAGUGCUUUAGUUGACUUAAACGAUAACUGUAAAGAUAUUAGUGGACAGACUGAGGACAUUGACAGUCUCAGUGACCCCAAAGCAGAAGACAGUGAGCACACAAAGCAGUAUUAUCCUGAUACUAAACUGUCCAAUAACUUGUUGGAUGAUAAACCCGCCAGCAACUCCUCAUCUGAGGUCUAUCUGAACGACAUCGGAGUGGAUUUGAGCCUGAGUGUGGCAGACUGUUAUGGGGUCUACUCUGGUUCAGAUAUGGAGAGCAGCACCUGUGAGGACUUCAGCCCAGGUGGGCCCAGAAGCACGGAGCUCAGUGAUGGACCGGGCGUGGGCACCGACUCCUCAGUGUUGAGCCCCAACUGUGACAGUGCCACGGAGGGACCCGACCCGUUUGAGAGCUCCUCAGAUGAAGUGGACCUCACCUCCUCUCCGACGCAUUCAACGGGCCCCUCCGCCGCAGACCCCUGCAGUGCUUCCAGCCAAGCCACCACCACCACCACACCGGAUGACACUGAAGGUGGAGCCGGCGACACCGUAGAUGCCCCCAAAUUAAUCAAACCUCCCUCCAAGUGCUCCAGCAGCUCUCAGACUCGGCCCCUGACCAGCCAAGCAUCUGUCCAGCCUGACCCGGAGGCCCCCGGGGAGGGGGGCAGGGGAUGGCCGGAGCCCAUCAACACCAGUCCGACCCCGGCUCUCUUCGUCCAGCUGCACGGUGGAGCUGUACGGCGGCUGGGAGAUGACGAGAGGCCUCUGCAGAUAUUAAACGAGUACCUCACUAAUCUGGGGUAUGAAGACCCGUGGAGGGUGCAGGGCGAGGGGAUGAAUCCAGAAAUCGGCUGCCUGAUACGCUUCUACUUUGGUAAGCCUCGCAGUGUGGGUGGUUCUGAGCGUGUGCAGCUUUCUGGGGUGUUCAACGUGCGGAAAGGGAAACUGGCGCUGCCGGUGAACCGCUGGUCGAAGCGCCAGGUCACGCUGUGUGGAACCUGCCUCAUUGUCUCAUCUGUGAAACACGCCCACACCGGCAAGAUGCACAUCCUCCCUCUGAUCGGAGGAAAGGUGGAGGAAGUGAGGAGACACAGCCACUGUCUGGCUUUCAGCUCAGCUGGUCCUCAGAGUCAGACUUACUACAUCAGCUACGAGUCCUACACAGAGCACCUCCGCUGGCACAGGACGGCCUCAAAGAUUGCGUCACAGAGGGUGAACUCAGUUGACCUGUCGUGCUGCAGCCUGGAGGAGCUGCCUGCUCAGCUCUUUUACAGCCAGGACCUCACACACCUCAAUCUCAAAAACAACUUCAUUUCGCUGCACAAAGGAGUUCCAGCGCUCACCAGGUUUUGUAAACUGAGAAGCCUCAGUCUGUCAAAUAACGCUCUGUCAGAGUUUCCUCUGGCCUUGUGUGACAUGUCCUCGCUUACGGAGCUAAACGUGUCUGGAAAUCGUCUCUCGUUGCUGCCCGCAGAAGUCGGAACCAUGCACAACCUGCAGACUCUCCUCCUGGAUGGUAACUGUCUGAGUUCUCUGCCCGUGGAGCUGGGCUCUCUGGAGGGCCUGACCUACCUUGGCUUGUCCUUCAACUGUUUCAGCUGCGUCCCCUCCGUCCUGGAGAAGCUCAGAGGCAUGGAGAGACUCUGUCUGGCAGGGAACCAGCUCUCCGUCCUGGAUAUAGCCGGACUGCAGUGGCUGCCUGCUCGCCACAUAGAUCUCAGGCUAAACCGGCUUCAAAAGGUGACAGUUGGAGAGUCGGAGCAGCUGGUUCACAUCGUCCAGCUGGACCUGAGGGACACUGGUUUACAGGAGCUGGAUGUCAGGCCUCUCUGUAGGCUGGAGCUCCUCCGCUGUGACAGAAACGCUCUCUCCCUCCUCAGAGUCAGCGGCCACGCCCUCAAGAGCCUGCACGCUGCACACAACGAGCUGAAGCUGCUGGAGGUGCAGCCGGUGCCAGAGAACCUGACUGUUCUGGAUUUGUCCUGGAACAAGCUAGGAUGUGUCCCUGAGUGGGUGUGUGAGAGCAGCAAGCUGGAGGUGUUGGACAUCAACCAUAAUUGUGUUACAGAGCUCUCCGUACAGCUGAUGUCCAGCGGGAGCCUGAGAAAGCUGCUGGCAGGCUGGAACGAAGUGUGUCGGCUGGCUGAGAGGCUGGAGAGAUCACAGCUAGAGGUCCUGGACCUCCAACACAACCAUCUGACUGAGCUCCCACACAACCUGUUCAUCAAAGCACAGAGCUUGCGGUACCUGAAUGUGUCGGCCAAUAAGCUGGAGAGCCUCCCAGCAGCCAGCCUAUCGGAGGACAGCUUCAGCAGCCUGGAGGAGCUCUAUGUGACUAAUAACAGCCUGACAGACAAGUGUGUCCCUCUGCUGACUGGACACGGACACCUCAGGGUGCUUCACCUCGCCUACAACCAGCUACAGACCUUCACCGCCAGUAAACUGGCACGCCUGGAGCAGCUGGAGGAGCUGGACCUGAGCGGCAACAGACUGAGGGCAGUGCCCACCACCAUCCUCAGCUGCCAGCGUAUGCACACACUCUCCGCCCACUCCAACUGCAUCAACGCGUUCCCAGAGGUGCUCCAGCUGCCUGAGAUCAAGUGUGUCGACCUGAGCUGCAACGAGCUGACCGAGGUGACUCUGCCAGAGACGCUCCCUCCGAAGCUUCAGGAGCUGGACCUCACAGGGAAUCCUCGUCUCAACCUGGACCACAAGAGCCUGGAGCUCCUCAACAAUAUCAGAUGUUUCAGGGUGGAUCCAUCACCUUCAGCUCCGUGUGUGAAUGAGAGCCACGGGGCCCCUGCAGUCUGGAGCCACGGCUACACAGAGGCCUCUGGAGUCAAAAACAAGCUGUGUGUGGCUGCUCUGGCUCUGGACAGUUUCUGUGGGAUUCGAGAAGCCCUGUACGGAGUCUUUGACGGAGACAGAAACGUCGAGGUGCCUUACCUGCUGCAGUGCACCAUGGGAGACGUGCUGGCAGAGGAGCUGCACAGGGGCCAGAGGCAGGAAGACUACAUGACUAACACUUUCCUCACCAUGCAAAGGAAACUGGGCACAGCGGGCCAGAGGAUGGGCGGCUCGGCGGCUUUAUGUCACAUCAGACACGACCCGGUGGCUCCCGGUGAGCACGGCGGCUGCUUCACCCUGAAGGCCGCCAACGUCGGCAGGUGCCAGGCCGUUCUGUGCCGCGACGGCAAAGCUAUGCAACUCUCCACCACACACAGCGUCAAAGAGGAGCCGGAGUACGAGCGGGUCCGGCAGCAUAACGCUAUCAUCACCGAGGACAACAAAGUCAGCGGUGUAACCGACUCCACCAGGAUUAUGGGUUACUCCUUCCUGUGCCCGUCUGUGACCCCCAGGCCCCAUGUCUCCACGGUGACCCUCACCCCGCAGGACGAGUUCUUUCUCUUGGGCAGCCGGGGCUUGUGGGACUUGCUGUCUCCCAGCGAGGCGGUGGAGGCGGUCAGGAACGUGCCGGACGCUCUGGCUGCCGCGAAGAAGCUGGUGACUCUGGCUCAGAGCUACGGCUGCUCCGACAGCCUGAGCGCCGUGGUCGUCCAGCUCAGUAUCACGGAGGACUGCUGCUGUUUCUGCGAGCCGCCACCUCCACCCCCCAGCCCCGGCCUGGGCGCGCACACCGGCACGCACCCCUACUCGGCGAGCGGCGACGGCGGCAUACCGCUGCCGCCGGCCUCCUCUGGAACGGUGAGCGAGCUGAGCAGCGAGUUCAGCACCUCCGAGAUGAGCAGCGACGUGGGAUCCACGGCGUCCUCAGAGGAGCCGCCGCCACAGACCGAGCCCCUGACGUCCCACCUCAACCUGCCGGGACGAGCCGGCGUGCGAAGGCCCGCCUGUGGAGGUGGGAGCUUCCAGAGGCAGUUCUCCGGAGCGCUGUCCGACAACGGGGUGGACAGCGAGGACGAGGAGCCCAUCGCCGGCGUCUUCUCUAACGGCAGCCGCGUGGAAGUGGAGGCCGACGUCCACUGCCUGCUCCGCCACCACGACGCGGCACCCCAAACACACGGCCACACUCAACAAAGCACAAACAUCCCUCCCACUGUCGCCUCGCAUCACGAGCCUUCACCUCCCCCCUUCUGCUCCCCGUCUCCCUCCCCCGUCCCUCCCUCCUCUCCCUGCCUCAGCAGGGAGGCUCUGUCAGGGACUCUGGGCCGCAGGGCUCGAGCUAACGGCUCCGUGGCCUGCCAAGGAAGGAACCAGGACCUCAUAGAGGAGGCGGCCGACGCCCCGUCAGAAAGCCAGGGGGGCUACUUCAACGCUCCCGCCCAGCCGGACCCCGACGACCAGCUCAUCAUCCCGCCAGAGCUGGAGGAGGAAGUCCGACAGAUCAUCCAGCAGCAGCAGCAGCAGGAACAGAUCCAAACACACAACCAGCAAGCACACAGCUACCAGAAACCUGCUGACUAUUUCAUCACUCCCCUCUAACUUCUGCCCCCCCGCCAAUCCACAAGCUCUCAUCCAGGGUUUCAGGGAUGGAGGACUGUGGAAUCAGGACUGUCGGUCUUGAUGCUCUGCUCUGCAUUAAGUCGUACCGCUCAGAUUCUGAACGUGCUUACGGACCAGAGACUGUUUGUUUUUGUUAUUUACUUUAUUUUCUACUGUUCACUCUUUGCCCCUCGAAAACGCAAUGCAACUUUUAUAACACUUUAUGUUGAUUAAAUCUUCACAUGUAAUUGAUUUUUACCAUAUCUUUAAUUUGAAGAAGCACUUUGAGUGCUUUUUAUUCGACCUUUUAGGUGAACUCUAUGUUUAAAUGGUACUUUUUGCGAUUUGGACCAUUCAGUUUUUUGUGUUGUAGCAGACAUUUCCCCCCCGUUGUGUCGCGGCUGAUGGCCUUACAGUUGUCGGGAGUUAGUAAAACUGUUAAACUAACUCCUAGGAGUUUAAUACUUAAACGUGACCUAGUCACAGUGAAACGUACUAAUAUUCUCUGAGAGAAAAAGACGAUUAUUCCAGGUGUGUGGAGAGUUCAGAGUGGUGCUGCAGUGGUGAGUAAAUGCUGAACGGGGGGGGGGAUCCUACAGUUGUUACCAGCUCAAUGAAUGUUCUCGGAACAGUGUUACAGACUUUUUGACAACAGCGAAUCGCACAAGAGAGCUACUUUUGCUAUAUAAUAAAUGAAAGUUUCCAAAUAAUCUCAA